AUGGAGCCUUCGGCGAGAUCGCGCUUCGAAUCUGACCUCCAGGCUCUUCUCGAGGAGGCGUCAUUAGCUGGCACACGGAAUCGCCGCCAACUUUCCUGCACGCCUUGCAGACAACGGAAAUUGAAAUGUAACCGAGGGAGGCCUUGUGAAAAUUGCGUCAAGAAAAACGCACUGCAAGCCUGUGUGUACCCAGACUUUGCGAGACGUGGUCAGAACAAGCCUGUCAAGGUCAAAGAGCGCAUCAACCGCCUGGAGUCGGCCUUACUCGAGCUCAGUGAAAGGGGCGAUGCCUCCCUUGGCUCGAAAAACGGCCAUUGCACCCAAACUGCUUAUCCCGAGCAAAGCGAGGCGGGACAACGACCUUCGACCGACACCCGGGCUGACACGGUCGUGAGCGGAUCGACAACAAAAUGGGAUUCGAUCCUAGACGAUAUCUCGGAGAUCAAGGACUAUUUCGAAGAAAACAACGAGUUUCUCAAACGCGAUAUUGACAAGCUUCAGAUUGCGAUGCCCUCACCAAAGGUCUGGGAUAUUAUAUAUGGAGUCAGGCAUCACCAGAGUCUAGAGGCCUUGCUCUCAUGUCUCCCAGAACGACCUCAGGUCGACAGGAUGGUGGCCAAGUACUUUGAGAUGCUGGCAUUUUUCAGACCCGUGGUCCAUCCAAAGCAGUUUCAGCGAGAAUACAAUAAAUUCUGGAAGGAUCCUGCGGCCGUUUCCAUCUCGUGGCUAGGGCUUCUUUUUGCCAUGCUUCAGCUAACUGCGCAAGUCUCCGGCCAGCUUUCCAACGAUGCUUCAAACCUGGUACUCGAGCCAGAUGCGAUGGCCGCCACGUUUAGACAUUGCGCACUGCAAUGCCUCACCUUGGAUGACUAUGCCAAGGGUGAUAUCCAUCUUCUGCAAGGUAUGCUCACCCACCUUGAAUCUGAAUACUUUCAAUCACUGGACCCUCAAGCGAACUUCUAUAUUCUCACCGGUACUAUUGUCCGGGUUGCCCUCAUGCUUAAACUUCAUCGAGAUCCACGUCACUUCAGCAAUCUAUCGCCAUUUCAAGCCGAAAUGCGGCGGCGUCUGUGGCUAAAUAUUGUCCAUGGUGACAUACUAUUGUCCUUCCAAAUGGGCUUACCCUCGAUGAUACCUUACGGACAAGCAGACACUACUCUACCAAGAAAUCUUCGAGAAGAUGACUUUGACGAGGAUACCAAAGUUCUCCCUGACAGUCGCCCUUUCGACAAUACGACCAAUAUGGCAUUCUACCUUGCAAAGGCUCCCGUGAUCAAGACUUUUGGCCAUAUUGCUUCGCACCUACAGGAUGUGCACUCCUCACCCGAGGCAGUUCAAGCUCUGGAUGCUCAGCUGCGACAAGCGCGGGCCAACGUGCCUGCCUACUAUCAGAUGCGGCCCAUUUCAGACUCGCUGAUUGACCCGGCUUUUACCCUGAUGUGCCGGUUCGGCAUAGAUCAGAUCUGCUUGACUGGAUUCUGUAUUCUGCAUCGAAAAGGUCUGGUGGCUGCUAGAUUCGAUGCAGAAUUCAAACCUUCCCGACAGGCAUGCGUCGAGGCUGCCAUGGCAAUGCUCGAAUACCAGCAUGUCCGGCACGAGGAAAGCAAGCCAGGAGGACGCUUGUCUGGCCUGGGGUCCACAAUGUUGUCCUUUACCAAGAACGAUUGGCUCUUAGCUGCAAUGCUGAUAUGUCUGGACAUCCAUCUUUCUGCGACCAACCCGACCAACGUCUCAGAUGAUGUUUCAAUAUGGGGCCGCGAUCGUCGUGAAGAGAUGCUCAAGGCGCUUGAAAGGUCUUAUUAUAUUUGGCGCGAGUAUAGUGAAGAGUCUGUGGAGGCGCUCAAGGCCAGUGAAGCACUCGCUGCCAUGCUUGCCAAAAUCCGGCCAGAGUUUGGGAUCUCGACCAGAUACGGAUCAACAAGGACAACAACCUCCCUCAAUGGUCAAUCUGACUUGGAUCCGACUUCGGCCGCCCCUUGUACUACGCAGAGUGAUGGUGGCAAGUUGGGGCCUGAGUUUCAAGUACCUGAUCUGUUCUCUGAGGAGCCCGGGAAUAUUGAUUGGGACGAGUUAGAUCGCUUCUUCAUCAGUACUGGUGCGAUGUCAUCGACCGUUUACAAUCAGGAAUCCCAGACAGAGGACUGGCUGAAUGGCGACCUAUGGGCUUCAGGCCAGGGCUAUUGA
Messenger RNA from Exophiala spinifera, 2184 nucleotides. RefSeq lists its product as uncharacterized. Bases 1 to 2184 code for a protein of 727 amino acids. The transcript is spliced from 6 exons. Gene Ontology annotation, molecular function: zinc ion binding; DNA-binding transcription factor activity, RNA polymerase II-specific; DNA binding. Gene Ontology annotation, biological process: regulation of DNA-templated transcription; DNA-templated transcription. The record is from RefSeq and is a predicted model, not a curated record. NCBI's taxonomy places the organism in Eukaryota, Fungi, Ascomycota, Eurotiomycetes, Chaetothyriales, Herpotrichiellaceae. Gene Ontology annotation, cellular component: nucleus.